This is a messenger RNA of Trypanosoma rangeli, 1329 nucleotides long. RefSeq names its product preprotein translocase subunit YidC. The coding region runs from base 1 to 1329 and encodes 442 amino acids. Gene Ontology annotation, molecular function: membrane insertase activity. Gene Ontology annotation, biological process: protein insertion into mitochondrial inner membrane from matrix; mitochondrial respiratory chain complex IV assembly. The record is from RefSeq and is a predicted model, not a curated record. Gene Ontology annotation, cellular component: mitochondrial inner membrane. The transcript has a single exon. Lineage: Eukaryota; Euglenozoa; Kinetoplastea; Trypanosomatida; Trypanosomatidae.
AUGCAGCGUGUGGGGCGACGUAUUCCCCUGCGAGGUGCAAUAAGGUGCCCGUUUCUAGUGACGAGUCGACGCGCUGUCUCUGUCGCAGGAGGAGCCGGCGGUGUUGCUAGUCUUGGUAGUGGUGGUGGCAACGAGGGCCACAAAACCUACUUCGAGUACCUGGAUUGCGUCUGGAACCGCCAGUGGUUCGGGGCAACCGAGAGUCUGCCGCCGUUACCAGAUGCAUCGCCGUUUGCAGACAUCUUUGUCACCUGUCAAGCGGCGUUGGGGCUCGAUUCAGCAAUCGCCAUUAUUUUGUUUGGGGCUCUUAGCCGACUCUGUACGCUGUAUUUUUCGCUUUACGGGGAGCGUGCGUCGGAGCGGAUGCGGACUGCCAUGCGGCGGCUAAAGGUUCCACAUGAGGCGUUUCAACGUGUGUAUUAUCGCGAAGGGUCGGCGGCGCUGGACAUUCAGCUGGCCGCCAUUGCUCUCAAGGGAGAGCGUCGGCGUAUCUUCUUGGAGGAAAAAACCUCGAAUCUACAGUGUCUUUCAUCGCUGCUUGGAACGCCACUAGUGCUCUUUGGCAUCAUCGAAACAACCGCCAUGUGUGAAAAUCCACGAUAUAAUAUUGGCACUUCCUCCUUUUUGUGGUGCCCAGCACUCACCAUGACAGAUCCCUAUGGUAUCCUACCGCUGACUUUCUGUGGACUGACGCUAAUGAACUUUGAACUGUCGAUCAGCAAAGAUCUUAAGAAUGGAUGGAUGUCGACUCUUGUUUGGGGGGCCCGUCUCGGUUGUCUUUGUGUUCUCCCUGCAGCGGCGCACAUUCGCGCGGGGGUGGCUCUCUAUUUUCUUGGUAUGAGUUUAGUUGGUUUGCUUCAGCCUUUGCUAUUGCGCUCCACGGCAUUUCGCGCGUGGUUUAAUUUUCCGGCCCAGCAAUCACAGUUGGAGCCUACGAAGGCUGUGGAAAAGCCGGACGACCUUCAUGCACGCAUGUGCGUGCAGUUUCCUUAUCUAACGCAUCUGUUUAACCCGGAGUCCGAGGAAAAUACUGGUUUUCUGAAGGACAAAGCGGCAACGUCGCAAAACGAUUUCCAAAGGCGCUGCAAUACUGCCGGCUACGCAAGGGGCAUGAACCCUCUUAUGCGAGAGGAGCCCCCGCGUCCGAUGAGUGGCUGGUCUUCCACAUCUUUUCCUGCUGCAGCAGUUAACGUGGCGACUGUGCCAUCACGAAAGGGGGCCAACUUUGCAGCGGGCAGAUGGAAAGCAACACAGACGGAAUUUCGCGAGGAGGACUUUAUUCCUGAGGUUGCUGAUGCUGGCCAGAGUAGCGGCAAAGGCAAGCAAUAG